Molecule: messenger RNA, 1580 nt
Organism: Cucurbitaria berberidis CBS 394.84
Lineage: Eukaryota; Fungi; Ascomycota; Dothideomycetes; Pleosporales; Cucurbitariaceae
Product: Brix-domain-containing protein
Exons: 2
Coding region: 88-1389 (433 amino acids)
Biological process (GO): maturation of 5.8S rRNA; maturation of LSU-rRNA
Cellular component (GO): nucleolus; preribosome, large subunit precursor
Molecular function (GO): rRNA primary transcript binding
Source: RefSeq, a predicted model, not a curated record
AGUUGCCGGAGGAAGGAAUCGCCGCCCCGCUAAAAAGUUGGAGGAAAGGUGCAGGUGUGAACUUGACUUGAGCGCAUAACUUCAACUAUGGCGUUUACCACCAGUGCGCCUGCCGGGUUCAAGCCGAAAAACAAGCUGCGCCGACAAGCUGCACAUCUCUCGAUCAAGAAAGCCAAGGAGGCCGAAAAGCGCGAUUUGAGACACCGCCGCAAGCGCGAGGAAGCAAAAGACACUACAUUGCGGGAAGAGCGAUUGGCCCGCAAUGUACCGGCCACAAUCGACAGCAAGCGAGUGUGGGACGACGAGCCAGUGGGAGACGAGGAAGAUGCUCUGGGCUGGGCGGUGGACGUUGAGCGACUAGCGAAGAGGAGGAAGCUGGAGCAGGAAGCGGCCGAACAGGGUGAAGUUGAAGACGGCGAAGAAGAGGGAGUACUGGCGAAGCUGAAGAAGAGGGAAAGGGAAGACGUCGACGGAGAUUCAGAGCAGGAUGACGACGCAGACAGCAUGCUCGACUCCGACUCGGACCUCGACGAAGCCUCGGAUAGCGAGGACUCAGAGUCCGCACCAUCGAGAAAACGCAAAGUCGAGCCUCCGAAACGCGCCACAAGUCCCGCUACCUCGACCGCAACAAAUCUCGAACUCUCCCCAGAAUUCCUCAAGCAAAAGUUCCCGCAACUCUUCGAACCCGUGGAGGAACCUAAGAUCCUCAUCACCACCUCGAUAAACUCAAGCCUCUACAAAGAAGCCGAAAUCCUUACCUCGUUCUUUCCAAACAGCACAUACAUCCGGCGCACUGCUCAUGUUCAUGCGCACAAAUACUCUGUUCGCGAGAUUGCCCAAUUCGCGUCCGCGCGGGAAUACACAGCACUAGUCGUCCUGAUGCAAGCGGAGCACGAGAAGAAGCCUGAUGGGCUAGACGUCAUACAUCUUCCCAAUGGACCACACUUCCACUUCAGCGUGACAAAUUGGGUCGAGGGGAAGAAACUACCCCGCCAUGCGAACGACACUGGGCAUUAUCCAGAGUUGAUACUCAAUAAUUUUAAAACGCCGCUGGGUAUCCUGACGGCACAUCUGUUCAAGGGCCUGUUUCCUGCGACACCAGAGUUGGAAGGGAGACAAGUGCUCACACUACACAACCAGCGCGAUUACAUCUUCAUCCGACGCCAUCGUUACGUCUUUCGCGACAAGCGGGAGACAGAAAAGCCGAUUCUUGGAACUGAUGGCAAACCAAUGAAGGGGGUCGAGGAAGUCAAGGUGGGUAUGCAGGAAAUUGGUCCCCGCAUGACGCUCAAACUCCGCCGCAUAGAUCGCGCCAUCCAAUUCAAGAGCGGCCAGGAAUGGCAGUGGAAGGGCAGGAUGGAGAAGAAGCGUACACGCUUCAACAUGUAGAGCAAUCCCACACUGCCAGCUCCAUCGAUUCAUUUCCCAUGCGUGCCCAUACAAUACACUCUAUGUGUCGGUGCAACAGCUAUUCAGCGUCUACGUAUCCAUUCUGGCUUGUGAUAUUGCUUUACAUAUAUCAUAGUGGAUAACCUAUUUGGAUCGUCAACGCCUACCAAACAGAAGAACACGAGACCACA